AUGUCCAAAGGAGGUAAAGGACUGGGAAACGGUGGAGCAAAAAGGCGCAGACGAGCGUUAUGGGAAUCUCAACCACGAGGAUGGUCGACCAUACGACUCUUAACCAACCCCAUCAUUGGAACUACAAAUCCGGAAAGCACUCGAUUAGUAGAGCCUUUGAAAAAGAAGAUCAAGUUUUCAAGCUCAUCCAUGAAUAUUACUGGCGAAAUUAUUUCUCACCCAUAUUCCCAUUGGUUGAAUUCGUUAGUCUUGCUGAAAGUGUUUGAAUAUCUUCCGAUGAGCGAUCAAUUGAAUUUUCGGUUGAUCAACCAUUCAUCGUUCAAUACCGCAUUGGGAAUUUCAUCAUCGUCUCUGUGUUGGAAAUUUAAAACCAUGAUGGAAGGCGCAUCUUCAACUUCAUGGUUUGGAACUAGUAGUACGAAUCAAGCAACACAACAAACUCCUUUCCAUCAAGAAUACUUUAAUAUUCUCUCAUCGGGUUUGAAAGAAGCUCCUCAUCUCUAUUCUCAUCAAUUGAUUUUAAUGUUGGAACCUCUCGCUCAUCAAACCAUUAAUCUUUCAACCACUUGUUGUUCUCAUUCCAAAAUGAGCAAUGCAUCUACUGAGAAAUCUUUAGAAAUGGGCAGAGAGGAUGAAAACAACGACAUGAUGAAGACCACUAGUGAGCAUGACAAGCAACAAUCACUUGCGUUGCGUCAUGUGAUGCAUGGAUGUUUACUAAGCGUGAAUGCAGCAUUGAGGAAUUUAAUGAUUAAGUAUUCAACUCUAUUCACAAAUCAAGAUCCUUUCCAAUCACACUAUCGAGACGUUUCAGAUCCCAAUAUUGAAGAAUUAUUGAAGAAUCAAGAAUAUGUAGAAUUAUUUAAAACAGGAAUUGUCUCAUACAGACAAUGGAUUGGAUAUGGUAACAAGUAUUCACAAUCAUCGAAAUGUGAAAUUAAGAUUAAGAGAAAGAGUGUUUUGAAGGAUGUAGAUUCAAACCCUUACAUUUACUUGGUUCAACAACAUGGUUUAGGAAUUAAUUGUAGAGAGGGAACCAGUGACCAAUAUUACCAAUUGGUGCAAAGGAAGGGCCGAGCAACUAUUCCCAUUCUAGAGAGUUUAUUUUAUAGAGAACCCACAGGAGAAGCACAAUAUCACAAAAGAAGAUUGCAAAGAAUUUUAGACGAGUGUGAGCUACCAAGUGAGUGGAACACGAAGAAGUUUCUUUCGUUUCUCAUGCUUUGUUCGAGCUCAUUAUUGAAUAGCAUUGAGAAUUGUGAGUUUACAGAUACCCUUAACAGAAUUAAACCUGUCAUGACGAUCCAGGAGGACGAAAAUGAAGAGUGCCAAGACGAUGAAGAGACUUACGAUCGUGAAAAUCCUUACCUCCAACAGCGACCAAUGCUGCUUUAUGCCUAUCAUGAAAACAUGAAACAAACAGAUUAUGAAGUAGCUGGGAUUGAGUUUAUGGACAAAUUAAUAUCAGAAUUUCUAAAUCCAACACGAAACAAAGGUAUUGCACAAAUCAGAGAAGGUGUGACAUGUUUAAGGAAAAAGCUCAACUUCUUGUGCGCAAGGGUCAAUUUGUCAAAGAUGGAACCUCCCCAAGGAUGCAUUAAAUUGAUACAAGAUCUUCAAAGCAACUUGGUCACAAGACAUGAAAGUUACUCCUUCUCGACAUGUAUUGGAGAGUAUGUAACAGAACAAGAUAGUUAUUCUAAGGUCACUUUUAGAAGAUUAGAAAAACCAGAAGAAUUAAUGACUCUUGUUCUUCAAGGAACACAAGUUGCGGGUUAUGGUGAUUCCUUCGUUGAUUUUUCAAUUUCAAGUACAACUGAACAAGACGGAAAUUCAGCCACAACUCUAGAAAUGUGUUAUUCUAAUGAGAAAGACCUUUUUGACGAUAAUUGUAGCAAGUCUGGAUUUUUAGAGCGUUUGAUUGGUAGCCAAAGGAUCGCUCAAUAUUCAUCCAUUCAAAUUGCCUUUAGUUUGCUCCAUGUCAUGGAUCGACCACAUCACUUCUUAAUUUCUGACUUUGGCCAAAGAUCUACAAGAGAUCAUGAUGUGACAGAUGUAUGGAAUUCUUUCUUGGAGAGAUUUUCUGACAAGCUGUAUGAAAAUGAAGAUUAA
This is a messenger RNA of Naegleria lovaniensis, 2112 nucleotides long. RefSeq lists its product as uncharacterized. Bases 1 to 2112 code for a protein of 703 amino acids. The record is from RefSeq and is a predicted model, not a curated record. Lineage: Eukaryota; Heterolobosea; Eutetramitea; Acrasida; Naegleriidae. The transcript is spliced from 2 exons.